AUGAUCAUGAGGAAGCGUGCCCUGGAACAGAGUCGGUUCUUUGUUGACCAGCAACUUGGUGACCCACAAAUAACUGUUGCAGACCUGCAAGAGCGACUUGCAAGAGGCGACACUUUCACCGACAAGUUGUUGUAUUUUGGUGCAAAUCUACUUGGUACAGCUCAGUAUUGGCACCAGAGACGUAGAGAGCUUCGUGCAUUGGUUGAGUUCAUGGUCAAUGAGAAGCAUGGGUUACCUUCAUUUUUCAUGACUGGAAGCUGUGCCGAGUUUUACUUUCCUCCUCUUAGAAGACUACUUGAAGAGUACAUCUUGCAGACCAAAGGAAAAGAAGCCAACCUUGCUGAAGAUAGUAAUGCCUGCUUCAAGGCAGUACAAGAAAAUACUCAUGUAGUGGUGAGUUACUUUGACCUACGCACCCACGCAUACCAUGAGAAGGUACUAAAGCCAGUAUUCGGUGUCUCUGAUUAUUGGUACCGCUAUGAGUUUGCCAAGUCCCGCGGUCAAAUUCAUUGGCACCAACUCAGCUGGAGGGAAGACAGGCAACCGCAUAAGCUAUUGCAUGAAGCUCGUGAAGAUGGUUGCGAAGAGGAAGAGUAUGCAGCUAGACUUAGUCAGUGGGCGGAUCAAACCUUUGCCAUGACGAAGAACGGCACCCGAGAAAAGACCUCUGGCCACCACCUGAGGGAACGGCUCAGCCCAUAUCAGAUGAUAUAG
Messenger RNA from Porites lobata, 714 nucleotides. The record is from the annotation of a GenBank genome assembly. Lineage: Eukaryota; Metazoa; Cnidaria; Anthozoa; Scleractinia; Poritidae.